Molecule: messenger RNA, 501 nt
Organism: Eruca vesicaria subsp. sativa (arugula)
Lineage: Eukaryota; Viridiplantae; Streptophyta; Magnoliopsida; Brassicales; Brassicaceae
Source: the annotation of a GenBank genome assembly
AUGGCUUUCUCUAAUAAGCCUCAUUGCAUAUUGAUGUUUAUGAUCUCAUUUUUCAUUCUUAGUCUUUUUGUUUCAGCGUUAGAUGUCUCAGAUGCUGUGGCAGAAGCACCAGCACCAGGAUCAGGCAGUGACGGCUUCUUACCUCUAGCAAAGAAGCAUGUUGUAAUCCACAACGUUGUAAAGAACAAGCAAACUGUGGAUGUACAUUGCAAAUCUAGUGAGGAUGACUUGGGGUUGAUCCAUCUCCCUUGGAAUCAAACCUGGGGUUUCCGAUUUCGUGUUAACAUUUGGGAAACUACAAAGUUUGUUUGCAAUUUUACGUGGUAUGGAGGCGGAUCCCACAAUUUUGAUAUAUUUAAUGUAUGGAGGGACGAUAGUGAAUUUGGGAAGUUUCCCGUAUGUAGUGAAUGUCUUUGGCAGGUGAGAAGUAGCGAUGGAAACGAAGCUAUGUGUCGUAUUACUGGAGAUUCAGAUCCUUAUUGUUUCCCAUGGGACAAAUAA